Closterium sp. NIES-67 is the source of this 1325-nucleotide messenger RNA. Lineage: Eukaryota; Viridiplantae; Streptophyta; Zygnematophyceae; Desmidiales; Closteriaceae. The record is from the annotation of a GenBank genome assembly.
UUGCAGCUGCUGCCUGGUGGGCACGAAAAACUGGCAAGUUUUGCUCAAGACUCUCUUUCAGCGACGGCGAGCCAUGCGACGAAGACUGAAUGGGCGAGAUGUCGAGCAGGAAGGUUUGCUGUCCAAACAUAUCGAGUAGAUGCUUCGAUGAAGGUAAUCACGUACAGCUCUUCUUUAGGUCCUGCUUCAGGUAAGUUAAGAAUAUCGCUGUAGACCUUCUGCAUCAGUUUGUAACGAGUGGAGCCAGGAAAAUGACUCGAAAACGGGUCGUGGGUAAGAUUGGUGACCGGACACGUGGUGCAGACCGUUGGGCGAGACUGCGGUUUCAUCUCCGUGCCGUCAGGUAAGAGAAGACUGUUUUUAUCAAGAACUGCUGCUCGGAUUCAAUGAUUUAAAAUCCCUUGCGAUGGAUGUCCUAACCGUUGGUGCCAAAUUUCUUAUGUGGCUUUGUGUCCUGAUGAUCGCAGAUAAAAGUCGGCGUUAGUAUAAAAUGAAGAAAUGAUGAAAGGAGAAAGAGCUGGAGACAUGUCAAUCUCCCCUUCGACGAAACGGUUUGAUGGCAGAUGGUCCUGCGACAGCUACUGGAAGACUCGGCUGCUCGGCGACUUCUUCUUUCACGGCUUCCUCGACGACUUCGGGUUCAUCAGCUGCAAGUCCACUGAUUUCUCCCCAAAGUGGAGCUGGAGUUCCUUGGAAGGCUGCACGGGUGUUAUAGAAGGUUCGCCAAGCAUUGGCGCCUUCAUCGGCGGUAUUAAACUCCCAAGUAUCCAGUGCGGGACCGAGACCAAGGACGCGUUCAGAAUCACCAGAGGUGCCCUGUGCUGUGAACUGAAGAACUGAUACUCCAUGUUGAGUAGCAGCGCGACCGAGGAGUUGAGCUGUGGAGAGAAGAUUGAAACCAAGGCUGGCGACGAUAGGAACAUUGGUAACGUGUAAGGAAUAUCCCGUGUCGACUGAUUCAAGUAUUACACUCCCAAUAGAUCUUGCCAUAAUGGUUUGUCCGUUUGCAACUGUGACUGUUAUCGGACGAUGAAGAGGACACUGGUUGGUGAUGACGCUUGUUUCAGCGGAGCACAUGUGCCAACCGCAACAGCUGUCGAGAUACCAAGUAUUGGGUCCUGAAAUGACUCGAGCAAGAUGCAAAGACCGGAGGACGAUGCUGUGAUGGCGGUGUACUCUGCGGCAUCUGCUGCGUCUGGGACGUCGACUGCUGCAUUUGCUGAUGUGGCUUCGGUAACUGCUGCGAACGAUGAUAUGGUUGCGAAGUGCUGCGACGGUUUUGACAACGACUGCGACAAGUUUGGUCAAGAUCUUGCUGUUCCGCU